AAAUGGCUCUCUGUAGACAAGGUGCCCGACCAGUUGUGUCACGACAGCCAGCAGAUUGCCACCUGCGCGGCUCAACUACGAAAGCUGGCGGCGAGUCCGGGCGCUCAUCCACCCGGCCGGGCGGCCGAGGUGGCCGAAGUCUGGCUCGAGGCCUGCCAGACGGCUUGGCGAGCGGAGAGCAGAGAUCAGAGCCUGCAAGAGCUGGGCGAGGCGUUGCGACUGAGAGUGGCGGACUGGAGAGAUCUGGACAAGUCGCUAUCCAGAAUGCAGAAAUUAAUCCAAACUGUUGAGCCACAGUUGCUCGCCGACGCUGGACGACGAGAGCUCACUGCCGAAGAAUUGCGACGCUUCGAUGAGUGGUCAACUCUGGCCAGGACUGUCGGCGUUCGACUGGGACGAAGUUUGGAGGUUGAGCAAGUCGACAAAUUGGCCAUUCGACUUGAGAACCUCAACCUUGAGGUACAACCUCCUCCCCCUUUUGUUUAG
Molecule: messenger RNA, 486 nt
Organism: Protopolystoma xenopodis
Lineage: Eukaryota; Metazoa; Platyhelminthes; Monogenea; Polystomatidea; Polystomatidae
Source: the annotation of a GenBank genome assembly